Molecule: messenger RNA, 331 nt
Organism: Carcharodon carcharias (great white shark)
Lineage: Eukaryota; Metazoa; Chordata; Chondrichthyes; Lamniformes; Lamnidae
Product: 40S ribosomal protein S27-like
Exons: 1
Coding region: 35-289 (84 amino acids)
Biological process (GO): translation; ribosomal small subunit assembly
Cellular component (GO): cytosolic small ribosomal subunit; ribosome
Molecular function (GO): RNA binding; structural constituent of ribosome
Source: RefSeq, a predicted model, not a curated record
AGUGCUUUUCCACGCUAGCGAGUCCACGCUAAAGAUGCCUCUGGCAAAAGAUUUGUUGCAUCCAUCUCCCGAGGAGGAGAUGAGGAAACACAAGAAGAAGCGUCUGGUGCAAAGUCCCAACUCCUACUUCAUGGAUGUCAAGUGCCCUGGUUGCUACAAAAUCACUACUGUGUUCAGCCAUGCACACACUGUAGUGCUGUGUGUCGGAUGCUCCACCGUACUCUGCCAGCCCACCGGAGGAAAGGCCAGGUUAACAGAAGGCUGUUCCUUCAGAAGAAAGCAGCACUAAAAAUGAAAGUUGGCAUUUGAGGAUGAAUGAGACUGCACACAG